CACAAUCACUAAAAUUGGGCUGUGACUGCGUUCAGAAUUAAUAAAUCACAUUCAAACUCAUAUGUGUGCUCCAGUCCACUUGAUGGCGUUGUCUGCCGUCAAAGCUCAUAACGACGAUAUCCCUCCAAACUACAGAAACUACUGUAACAGGAACAUUCCGGUGGCCGAUGUUCCGUUUCAACAUCGCCAUCGUCAUACGAUUUGGGUCUUUAUGGAACAUUCAAAUGUUGAUAUUUCCAGUAUACCUACGCAGGACACUAAACCACACAAGUGGGAAGCUGACGGCGAGACCUCUGUGCUCGUCAGCCGCUCAGCCACUUGACGAUGACGUUCGAAAACACAACAAGCCCAAACAAGCUUCAAUCCCACAGGUCACCCAAACGAGUAAAAAAGCAAGAUCUUCAUGUCAGCUAAUACUGGACCAUUUUGAUGAGCAGUAUAGUGAAGAGCUCGGGGACUUGUGGACAUCUGCGAGAUCUGUGCUGCUUGACCCACCAUCGUGGCAGUAUGGGGUAUUGCUCAAUCGCUUCACUGUACUGACAGACAUCAAGCGUGUCCUCUUGUCACAAGGCUUUUCCACACUACUGCCUCAGAAAGAAGCCCUGACAUCGCCCGGUGUUUUGCGCACCAUGUUCAGUGCUGAAUGUCAAAUGUCCAAGUCUCCGAGUGAUAACUCCCAUCUGCAGCGUGACAACAGCUCUCGAGCUCCCGUUCAGCAGGCUCAGUCAGAAUCUCGCCUCGGUCCGCCCUCCUCGUCACUGCAGUGUUACAUCCACCCAAAUCCGCUGCGUUUUCCAUCGCAGGCUCACAGGUCGGGCCAACUGAAGCAAUACUACCUCCUCAACGCCGCCUCCUUGCUCCCGGUGCUCGCUUUGCAAGUCAGAGACGGAGAGAAGGUUUUGGAUCUUUGCGCCGCUCCCGGGGGCAAAGCUUUGGCUAUAAUGCAGUGUGCCACCCCAGCAUUCCUCUGCUGCAAUGAGCCCGAUAGUCACAGACUCGGCAGGCUGGCUAAAACCUUGGAGUCGUUCCUGCCGCGCUCAUUGAGCAGCAGAGUGGCUGUCUCAGCCCAGGAUGGACGCUCCUUUGGGGAAAGUCAGGCGGGGAUUUAUGACAAAGUCCUGGUUGACGCGCCAUGCUCCAAUGACAGGAGCUGGCUGUUCUCGUCUGCUGGCCAGCAGGUGGAACAGAGGUUAAAGGAAAGAGGCAGGCUGCCGCAGCUCCAAGUCCAACUUCUACGGUCCGCACUGUCAGCUGUGCGUCCAGGGGGAAUUGUGGUCUAUUCAACAUGCACCAUGUCCAGCUCAGAGAACUUUGCUGUGGUGGAGGCGGUGCUCAAAGACUGUCCUGAAGCCGAACCCGAGGACCUCUGGGACGAGAUUGCAAAUCCCUUAUCGAGCUACUUCACAUUUAGCCCUGCUCACUGUGUUAGUGGACUGGUACCUAACAGCCAAUCUCUGCAGCCACAGCAUGGCCGCGUAUCCUCAUACAACCGCACACUGGGCAUUCUAGUAGUUCCCCAACCUUGUAAAACCUGGGGACCGAUGUUUUUAUCUCGCCUCAAAAAGAGGAAAUAACGUGUCUUUUUCACAAAGAGAUUCCGAAAAGUAUAUCAUUACAUUUUUGUUCUGCCAAUUUUGGGGAAGGAGGCAUUGUACACCCUCAAAUGUAUGCCAGACAACUGCAGGGCACAUAAGAACAAACAACCAUUCACAGCUCCGGACAAUUUAGAGUCUUCAAACAAAUAAACAAUCAUUUGUACUCACUUUAACAUCUAUGGGGAAUUUAAAGUCUUCGAUUAACCUACCCUGCAUGGUUUGGGACUGUUGGAGGAAACCGGUGUACCCAGACAAAACCCAUGCAGGCAUAAGGAGAAUAUGCCAACUCCACACAUGUGGUGCUGGGAUUUGAACCCUGGUCCUCAGAACUGUGAGGCAUAUAUGCCAACCAUUCAUCUUGCCAUCUUUUAUGUGUUCCAAAAAGCAAGUAUUUACAUCUGGCUUUCAAUUAACCAGUUCAUUUACCUUCGACAAAGUUCCAAUUUUCCACUGUGCAAUGUUUGAUUAUUUGAAGGAAAAUCAGUAACUUCGAAUUGCAGUUAUAUGAAUCUCCUUUGCUCUCAAUUACAAGUCAAACAAAAAUGCAGACAAUGGAAGAUUUCUUCUUCACAGCUUCUUGUUUUGAUCAUUUAACUAAAUUUGAAGGAUGAUUCUUUAGGGUCUGUGCCUCUAGUCAGAAAACCGAGGUGCAAUUUUAUCAAACUAAUGUAGCAAUUGUACUUGGAAAUAUGUGAAGCUGUUCGUGGGAAUUCUCAAACAUGUCCUCUCAUGCUAAUAGAAAAUGUUAGAGUUGAAGUUAAUGCUACCCUGUGGUGUCCUUUAAAAAAAUUAGUACCAUUUAAGUAGCACAACAUCAAAUUAUACACCCUUCAACAAAUCAUCAAGUUCUAUCAUCCCCCAGAAGCUCAUCACCUGAAAGCGGUCAUGCCAAAGUGGUCAGUACAACUCUUACCCAACUACAAAAUGGCCUUAAAUACAGCAUAAAAAAACCUCGUCUCAGCACUAAAAUGGCAGAUGGGGGAGCGGUUGAGGCCGCCCAAUCCAAAUUUGAAUAACCACCAAAUACUACACUUUUAUAGAUGCUCUACCUCCUUGAUGUGGCUUAUUUACGUCUUUAAGAUCCAUGCAGUAGCGCCUGAAUGACUGAAUAUGAGUUUUAAAAAACUGGAUGGGGAUCUGUAAUCUCACACCAAAUAACCUGAUGGCCAUACCAGCACACCAGACAAAAUGAUAAGAUAAAUUGAUUUGUUUACUAGUUGCCAAAUUGGUAUUGUUUUAAGUGAGCUUUUGUAAUUUUGCUAUGAAAUAAAAUUGAGUUGUCUCCG
Messenger RNA from Syngnathoides biaculeatus (alligator pipefish), 2881 nucleotides. RefSeq names its product NOP2/Sun RNA methyltransferase 3 (gene nsun3). Gene Ontology annotation, cellular component: mitochondrial large ribosomal subunit. Gene Ontology annotation, molecular function: methyltransferase activity. Bases 168 to 1574 code for a protein of 468 amino acids. Lineage: Eukaryota; Metazoa; Chordata; Actinopteri; Syngnathiformes; Syngnathidae. The transcript has 6 exons. Gene Ontology annotation, biological process: rRNA methylation. The record is from RefSeq and is a predicted model, not a curated record.